AACAUCAAAUACAGAUGAAGAGACAGACCCACAGAAUAGAGAUUAGAGGAAUAGAAGAGACAGAAGACAUGUCCAAAGUGUGGACCGCUCUCACAUGUCAGAAAGUCAGUGUGACUUUGAUGUUGGAACAAAUCACAAGAAGACAAAUCUGGGUAAGAAAUACGAGCAAUCUCCAAAAGAAGAGAGACUUUACUCUAUCAAUUCUGGUAAAAACUCAAGAAUAAUUACUAACCUGUCUGACUACAUGGAAACUGGGUCUGAUGAAAGAUGUUAUAUCUGUAAAGAAUGUGGUAAAAGCUUUGGUAACAAAUCUCUGUUUAGAAUUCAUGCAAGAAUCCAUGCAGAAGAUAAGGGAUUUUCUUGUAAAGAAUGUGACAAACGUUUUAGUCGUAAAACUAAUCUCAAAACACAUAUGAAAACUCAUACAGGAGAAAAGCCUUUUUCAUGUAAAGAAUGUGACAAAAGUUUUAAUCAAUUAUCUAAUCUCAAAACACACAUGAGAACUCACACAGGAGAAAAGCCCUUUUCUUGUAAAGAAUGUAAUAAAAGUUUUAGUCGUAUAUCUGGUCUCAAAAUACACAUGAGAACUCACACAGGAGAAAAGCCUUUUUCUUGUAAAGAAUGUAAAAAAAAAUUUAGUCGUAUAUUUAAUCUCAAAACACACAUGAAAACUCACACAGGAGAAAAGCCUUUUUCUUGUAAAGAAUGUAAAAAAGGUUUUAAUCAAAAAUCUAAUCUCAAAUCACACAUGAGAACUCAUACAGGAGAAAAGCCUUUUUUUUGUAAAGAAUGUAAAAAAAGUUUUAAUCAAAUAUCUUCUCUCAACAAACACAUGAGAACUCACACAGGAGAGAAGCCUUUUUCUUGUAAAGAAUGUAAAAAACGUUUUAGUCAAAUAUCUAAUCUCAAAACACACAUGAGAAGUUGUAAGACUUUUUCUUGACAAUGUAAGGAUUCAGUGUAAAUUUUAAAUUCUAAACUUAUCUAAAUAGGAGUUCGACCUCUCAACCUCUGUACCACAGCAAAAGACUUAACUUCAAGCGGAAAAAAUUCUGUAUUUCAGAAAAAUUAAACAUUUUAUUUCUAACUUCUGGGGUGAAACCCCAAUGUUCUAACGAAAUCCAUAACAACCUGAGCUUUCAUUUCAUGUACACUGACCCACAUGCUGAUGGCCUCCAUACCAUAUUGAUGCAAUAACUUGAUUAGAGGAAGGCACAAGCGAGUAUUGAAUGUUUAGAAAUGAUUUUAAAAAAUUACACUUUAGUUGUCCUUUGUCACGACAGCAGUUAGACUAUAGAAUGACACAGUGUAGAACUGCUGAAACUGCUGCUGUAUUUACUUAUUUAUUCAUGAAGUGUACUUUUACUUCCACUUUUAUUACUAUUUUAAUUUUUACCAUUUGUUUUUUUAACGGCUAUAUUUCUUGUUUGGCUGCUGUAUCAACUGAAUUUCCCUCCGGGGAUCAAUAAAGUCUUGUCUUGUCUUAUCCUGAC
Molecule: messenger RNA, 1493 nt
Organism: Oryzias latipes (Japanese medaka)
Lineage: Eukaryota; Metazoa; Chordata; Actinopteri; Beloniformes; Adrianichthyidae
Biological process (GO): regulation of immune system process; regulation of cytokine production; negative regulation of transcription by RNA polymerase II
Cellular component (GO): nucleoplasm
Molecular function (GO): DNA-binding transcription repressor activity, RNA polymerase II-specific; RNA polymerase II cis-regulatory region sequence-specific DNA binding
Source: RefSeq, a predicted model, not a curated record